CCUCGGCCCCGGCCCUGGAGGUCCAGCCUCAGGCACAAUGCUGCCCAGCUCCAUCCAGAUAUCGGGGGAGCCGCUGUCAGGCGCCGAGGUGCGGGACAUCUGCCGCGGCCUGCGCGACAACGCUGUGCGCCUGCUUUCACUGCGCGGGUGCCGACUCUGCGACCGGGACUUCGGCCGCAUCUGCCGGGCCCUGGCCGGGGCCACGUCCCUGGCGCAGCUGAACCUUAACCUGGGCGUCGUGUCCAGCCCCAGCCGCAUCAAGCAGCUGGCAGAGGCUCUGCGGACCAACCGCUCCAUCCAGUCCCUUUUCCUGCAUGGGAGCCCCCUGACAGAUGCUGGGCUGGCCUUGCUGAACCCAGCUUUGGCCCUCCACCCAGCCCUUGUGGCUCUGGACCUGGGGGACUGCAUGCUGGGUGACGAAGCCAUCAACCUCAUCUGUGGCCUACUCCCCCCGGAUGGGGCCAAGUCUGGCUUGAAGGAGUUGACGCUGAGUGCCAAUCCUGGCAUCACCCCCAAGGGCUGGAGCCGCCUUGCCAUUGCUGUGGCCCACAGCUCCCAGGUUCGCGUCCUCAACCUGGACUACAACCCCCUGGGUGACCACGUGGCAGGGAUGCUGGCUGUAGCUGUGGCCUCCAGCCGCACCCUGGAGGUCCUAGACUUGGAGGGCACAGGGCUUACCAACCAGUCAGCUCAGACUCUGCUGGACAUGGUAGAGAACUACCCCACAGCUUUGCGGAGCCUGGUGUUGGCUGAGAACAGUAUUAGCCCAGAGCUGCAGCAGCAGAUCUGUGACCUCCUCUCUGAGGGGGAGGAAGAGGAGGAGGUGGCAGCAGGGGCUAGCGACACCCGGGAGCGGGAGAGAGGGAAGGAGCCUGCUGCCCACCAGAGGGGCAGCAGCUCCUGGAUGUGCCCCAGUGAUCCCAGCUCUCAGAUGGUGUUAAUGACGUCAGGACUAGGGGACAGUCUGUUGGCAGAGACGGAGAUGUGACCCUCCACUUGGGCUUCCACGCAUCAUUACAUUUGUCUGUGUCUCCAGCACCUUGCCCCAGAUACCAGGGUCUGGUCCUGGGGCUCGGGAGGGAGCACAGCGGGUGGUGCCUGGGGCUCUGGCAGCUCUGGUUGCGUUGUGGGAGGCUCUGGAAGCUGUGACUGGGCAACAGCCUAGGAGCGCAAUUAAACCCAGGGCAAUGCCUCUAGACUUGUUAGCAGCUCUGGCUGCAGCCCGCUGGUUCGGAAGAAAUUUUAUGAACUCCACAACCUGGUGUGUGGCUGUGGUCACUUGGGACUGGCAGGAGGGGAGGAAAACUGGAAUUACCACAAAGCACCACUAGGGGGCAGUGCCAUCCAAUCUCAGGGCAGUGUCCACAAGUCCCAAAUCUUUCAAACAGGCCUGGCCCAGGCCUCAGGGCCCUAGGACCUUGGGUUCUGGGAUGACACCUUACACACCUCCAGAGCUGGCCUGGACCCUCCCUCCAAGAGGGCUCAGGGGCCCCACCAAGGUUACUAGAGGUGCACCCUCUCCCACCGCCUGAUGCUUUGUGUCCAAAGAAGCCCCAGGCAGGUGGAAAAAAGGGGAGCCACUAGCAAAAACUAGGAUGAGGGUCCCCUGGAAACACUCAAGCAUGAGGAGAAGAGUGGGAGGCCAUUAAUGUAUAAAUUAGGCAAUACCAGUAAAAUAGUUUAUU
Messenger RNA from Loxodonta africana (African savanna elephant), 1685 nucleotides. It is a transcript of the gene LRRC73, whose product is annotated as leucine rich repeat containing 73. Lineage: Eukaryota; Metazoa; Chordata; Mammalia; Proboscidea; Elephantidae. The record is from RefSeq and is a predicted model, not a curated record. The transcript has 6 exons. Bases 38 to 988 code for a protein of 316 amino acids.